AUGGAGCGGUCUUGGCUGCUCAUGCUGCCCGGGCUCUGGCUCCUGUUGUGCAGCGGGGAGAGCGCAGAGGACGGAGGCUGGCGCAGCAGUGCAGAUCCCAGACUGGACGAUGGGGGGCGCUGUAACAUCGAAGUGGUGGACUCUAUCUCAUCUGCAGACUUCUUGAACAGGUUUGCCUUCAGUCGCCCGGUGAUUCUCAGGGGCCUCACUGACAACACGAAAUUCCGCCGUUUGUGCCAAAAACAGAAUUUACUGAAAGAAUUUGGAGACAGAGUGGUGAGACUGAGCACAGCCAACACGCACUCCUACAGGAAAGUGGACGUGUUGUUCUCGGUGUAUGUGAACGAGCUGUUGCGGCCUCAGGCGCCGGACACACUGGGCAGCGAUACUCUGUACUUCUUCGGGGACAAUAACCUGAGUGAGUGGCACAGUCUGUUCUCGGAGUACAAGCCUCCUCCCUUCAGCCUGCCACAGCGCAGCGCCAUCUACAGCUUUGGGAUUGCAGGUGCAGGGACUGGAGUUCCAUUCCACUGGCAUGGUCCCGGGUUCUCUGAGGUCAUCUACGGACGCAAGCGCUGGUUCCUGUAUCCUCCAGAGCAGCAGCCGCACUUCCACCCCAACAUGAGCACUCUGUCCUGGGUCACACACACGCUCAGCUCCCUGCCCCUUGAGGAGGCCCCGCUGGAGUGCACCAUCCGGCCUGGAGAGGCGCUCUUCUUUCCUGAUCGCUGGUGGCACGCAACCCUCAACUUGGACACCAGCGUCUUCAUCUCCACCUUCCUGGGAUGA
Molecule: messenger RNA, 789 nt
Organism: Knipowitschia caucasica
Lineage: Eukaryota; Metazoa; Chordata; Actinopteri; Gobiiformes; Gobiidae
Source: the annotation of a GenBank genome assembly